CUGUUGCUGCCAAUUGCGUGUCAUGCCAUUGGCGUUGGGUGUCUGCCAUUGCUCUCUCCUCUCCUCCCUUUGCAGAGCUGGUGGUGAAAGGAUCGUAUUUUAGUAUCUGGGUGGGAUAACCGCCAUUUAAAACGCUAAUGUCGCUCUCCACUACGCUAAUGUCGCUCUGCACUUCCUCUGAAGUUGAACCCGGCGAUGGCCAACCUCUCUGCGAAAAUGAUCACAAUGCAGGUAGUUGCUACGGUGCACCAGCCUCGAUCACUUUGGAGAAGGGUACUCCCAAUGAGGGUAAUGAUUGCGCAUGCACGCCUAUGACAAAGGAGAAUAAUGAAAGCAGUUGUUGCACUCCUGCUAGAAAGAAGGGUAAGUUUCUUCUUAGGCCAGUUCCGCCUUUUAAUGUUGGUGAAGGUUUGCCAUAUGCUCCAAUAGAUUGGCCAAAUCCUGGUGAUAACUGGAGUUGGGGUGUGAGUCGAAGGAUAGGCAAUGGUGGCUACUACUUGGAUAGAUACCUGUAUCCUCCAAGAAGACUGCAGAAGCACCCUGGUAGGAGGCAGAGGUUUCUCAGCAAGAUUUCAGUUGAACGCUAUAUAAAAUCAGAAUUUCCAGCUGCAGAUAUUGAUGCAUUUUUUGCCUCUUUCAUUUGGAAUGUCCCCUCAACAAACAAUUUCUGGACAAAAGUUGCAGUAAAAUCUUCCCCUCUCCCCCCUGAGGAACCUUCACAAGUAGAGAGAGUAGAAGUUGAAAAUGAAGGUAUGGAUGAAACACCUCCUCAGAUACAAAGGAAAAGAAACCGGAAAACAUGCACAUUUCCAGUCAAAUCAAAACGAUUAACUCGACAAUCUGCUAAAGCUGCAGCCGCAUUCUCCACUGCAGUUGCAAAUGGCAGAAAUGAUCACUUUGCAGCUGUCUCAUCCUACAAAGAUAUGGAUGGAGUGAUUGACUUAUGUUCCUUGGAUGAAGAUACAGUGUCAAGUGAAUCAACGGACAAGGAUCUGAAAGGCAUUUCUGAUUCUAAGGGCAGUCAAGUUCAAGUUUCUCAGCAAAAUGACAUUUCUCCUGACCACAGUUUUCUUCCUACGUGCCAUUCAUCAACAGCAAUCAGAGGACUUCAUAUGAAAAACCCUCAGGAAUCUCCAGCUGAUGCUAUUGCAGAGGAUUUUGAUAACUAUCUCGAUUCUCUUGAGCACAUUCUUGCUCCACCUCCUCAUGAAGCUUUAUCAUUACAUACUUCGACCAUUAAUUACCUUGCUGUUGAUCAACAUGAAAUGGCUGAAUCUCGGAGGAAGCUUUCUUCUCUUCUCAAUAUGGAUUUCCCUUCAUUGGUCUCCUCCGGAAACCUUAGUGAACUUACAAUUCUAGCUUCUACGCUUCGGAAAGAUCCCAGCCUCAAUGUUGAUCAACUUAUUACGUUAAAGUUGAUAGAAGAAAUUCCGUUGAUCAGUGAGGCCUUUCUGGAGACUAAGGGAGUCAUAGAGCAGGCUGACAAGUUCUUUGCAGACCUCGAGGCGAAGAAGGCCAAGGUUACUCCUCUCAAGAAUGAGUACAGGGAAUUGAAGGAUAAAGCAGGCCAACUCCAGAGAGAGAUAGAUUCCAGUUCAACAGCUGUAGAAGAAAUUGAUGAUCAAAUUGCCCAACUUGAAUCCCGCCGAGCUGCGCUCUCUAGCACCAUUGAGACUAAGAAGAAGGAAAAGGUCAAGUUGGCCUCUUCUCAGAAGAUGAAGGCCAAUUCAAUUCAAACAUUUGCAGGUGAAAUGCAGCUUGCUUACUCUGAAAAGCCAGAAUGGGAGCUGAAGAAGAUAAAUGCAGCCUGCCGUGCGGCCGGAAUUCUUGCUAAAUUUGCCAUUCUCAAAGGGUUUUCGUUUUGAAUGAUCUGUUUUAAGACCAUGUGCGUGUUCUGCAGCUGAUGUACUUAAGCUUCUAUGGCUUUUACCAAGUAAUGUAGGAUUUAUAAUGACUCCAUAGCUUUAUC
Molecule: messenger RNA, 1969 nt
Organism: Corylus avellana
Lineage: Eukaryota; Viridiplantae; Streptophyta; Magnoliopsida; Fagales; Betulaceae
Source: RefSeq, a predicted model, not a curated record